UGAGAAACUUUUGGUUAGAUAAAUAAAUGAAAAACUUCAUAAUCUAUUUGAAAGGGCAAAUCGUAAUUUCGAAGGUAACGGUCCUCGUGUCGCCGCCAAAAAGCGUCGUCUUCGCCCGGCCCGAGCAACACAUGUAUCGAUCUGUCCUUUUCUCUCUUUCUCUCCCACCUAUAUUCUCCAUCUCCUCUCAUUUUGUGUCUACUUUUCAUCAGGGUUUCUCCGCAUUCCUCCAAUUUAGCAAUGGAACACUCGCCGGGUAAGUAUCGCCGCGAUCACAAUUCGAUCAGCUCCGACGAGGUAUCCGUCGAUUUGGCAUUGGAAACGCAUUCAGGAAGCGGCGAUUCCAACGAAAGCGGAUCAUCUACACAUAGCGGCUCCGGUGUUGAUUUAGUAGAUCCGGUAACUCCUCCGACUCAUCAGCUUAAUAAAAACGAGAAAGGCAGGCAACACUCUCUAACAUUGCUAGCUGCAAAAUUUUUUGAUGAAAAAAUCUCUUUUAGAAAGAAGCACAAGUUGUUGAAGAGAGUUGCUACUAUUAAAGAUGAUGGAACUGUGCAAUUUGAAGUUCCAGGAGAUAUUAAACCUGAACACCUUGAUUUUGGUACCAGCAUUGACAAUGGAGAUGCUAGUACAGAGGAAGCUACUAAUGAUGUAGAAGAUAUCCAAAACUUGCCUCCACUGCAAAUUGUUAUGCUAAUUGUUGGAACCAGAGGAGACGUACAACCAUUUGUUGCUAUUGGGAAAAAAUUACAGGAACAUGGUCAUAGGGUGAGAUUGGCUACUCACUCCAAUUUUAGAGAGUUUGUUCUGGACUCUGGGUUGGAGUUUUAUCCUCUUGGUGGGGAUCCAAAAGUCCUUGCUGCUUAUAUGGUAAAAAACAAAGGUUUCUUGCCAUCUGGGCCUUCUGAAAUAUAUAUUCAACGCAAGGAGAUAAGAGAAAUUGUUUUCUCUUUACUUCCAGCCUGCACAGAUCCUGAUCCAGAAUCUAAUGACCCAUUCAAAGUAGAUGCCAUCAUUGCCAACCCUCCAGCAUAUGGACAUAGUCAUGUUGCAAUGGCUCUGAAAGUACCACUGCAUAUAUUCUUUACAAUGCCAUGGACACCUACAAGUUACUUCCCACAUCCUCUCUCUCGUGUUAGGCAACAAGUUGGAUACAGAAUAUCUUAUCAAAUUGUUGAUUCGUUAAUCUGGCUUGGGAUACGAGAUGUGAUAAACGACUUCAGAAAGAAAAAGUUGAAAAUGAGGCGCUUUACAUAUUUAACUAAUAAUUUCAGUUCACCUGAAAUUCCGCAUGGGUACAUCUGGAGUCCCCACCUUGUUUCUAAACCCAAAGAUUGGGGUCCCAAAAUUGAUGUUGUUGGGUUUUGCUUCCUAGAUCUUGCUUCUACCUAUGCUCCACCAGAAUCACUGUUGAAAUGGCUUGAAGAUGGUCAAAAGCCCAUCUACAUUGGCUUUGGCAGCCUUCCAGUUGAAGAACCUGAAAAAAUGACUGAGAUAAUUGUUCGAGCGCUAGAAAUCACAGGACAGAGAGGCAUUAUUAACAAAGGGUGGGGUGGCCUUGGGAAUUUAAAGGAGCCCAAGGAUUAUGUGUAUUUGUUAGAUAAUUGUCCACAUGAUUGGCUGUUUUUGCAAUGUGCUGCUGUGGUGCAUCAUGGGGGUGCAGGAACAACUGCUGCUGGCCUUAGAGCUGCGUGCCCUACAACAGUGGUGCCUUUCUUUGGAGACCAGCCUUUUUGGGGUGAUCGGGUAUAUGCUAGGGGAGUUGGUCCUGUACCUAUCCCCAUAGAUGAAUUUUCACUUGAAAAACUGGUUGCUGCCAUCGAGUUCAUGCUUGAGCCAAAGGUGAAAAAACAUGCUAUUGAACUGGCAAAUGCCAUGAAAGAUGAAGAUGGUGCAACAGGAGCGGUGAAAGCUUUCUAUAAGCACUUUCCUCGUAAGGAACAACUUGCUGUUGAGUCCGAAAACAAAACACCACAUCGCCGUCAUCACAGUCUAUUCUCCAUAUCACAAUGUUUUACCCCUUCUGCUGAUUCUUAAUUUUGAAGAUCCAAGCCGGCACAAUCAUACUUGCUUCAUAUUUGGUGGAAAAUUUAUGCAAUGUAGCGUUGUUGUACCAUGCCACAUUUGUUUCAUCAUAAUCUAAUGUAUUAUUUAUAUUGUAAUAAGAUUAGUCUGCGAAUACAGUUGUUAAGAAAAUAAUGAAUUGCAAUGUGCUUUUUAAUAAAGCUUAGAGCGUUAUGUU
This is a messenger RNA of Cuscuta europaea, 2242 nucleotides long. Lineage: Eukaryota; Viridiplantae; Streptophyta; Magnoliopsida; Solanales; Convolvulaceae. The record is from the annotation of a GenBank genome assembly.